AUGGUUCUGUGGUGUUCGGACUUUGUAAGGAAAGUGGAUGUCUUGGAUGUCGUGGCUGUGAUGUCUUGGGGUUUAUCAAACGAGGAUCCAGCAUCAAGGAUGGUAAUCUCGGACAACAAACAGCUCAUUAGUUCAGUUACUGCGUUUAUAAAUGAAGGAAUCAAUUCAUACAAGCUGUUUCACAUUGCUUUGUGUUCUACAUAUAUGUGGACAAUGAGAUUUUUUCGGAUAAAAGUUUCUUUGGCGUUUGCAAGUGUUUUCCAACUUUGUGAAACCUGCACAACACAUGGAAAUUGCUCUACAUCGCAGGCAUGUUUGGGACCCACAGGCCAAAAAAAAUGUUUAGAGUGUCAAUGCAAUAACACUAGUGAAUGUGAACUCAGUGAUGAUGGUAAAAGCGUCCGAUGCAACUGUGCUAACUCUGGAGGCUACACAGGCGCUGUCUGCGAUUGUCCGCCGCAACCAGUUUGUCAGGGUCAGGACUUCAUUCCAGUAGAUAACGGCAGAGGACUCGCAGACUUUCAAGAACCGGUACCAAGAGAGAUAACACUAACCAAGUAG
Mercenaria mercenaria is the source of this 561-nucleotide messenger RNA. RefSeq lists its product as uncharacterized. Lineage: Eukaryota; Metazoa; Mollusca; Bivalvia; Venerida; Veneridae. The coding region runs from base 1 to 561 and encodes 186 amino acids. The record is from RefSeq and is a predicted model, not a curated record. The transcript is spliced from 8 exons.